GUCCAGGUGCGCGCCGCACGCUGGGACCUUGUGGACUCGGGCAGCCAGGAUCUCUCCGCGGGCGUGGCGGAGGUCGCCCAGAAGGCCGCGGCCGCGGUGGCCUCUCCAGGGCCACCUCCGUGCUUCGCGCUGCUGACCAUCCCGGCGACAUGGGGCGGGGAGAUCGCAAUGGCGUCGCAGCAAAUCCGGGCGGCGCUCCCUGGAGGUAUCCCGCUGGUGGGCAUCCACUCGGGCGAGUCCAUUCGUGUUGCCAUCGCGCGCAGCGACGGAGGAGCUGCCGUGCCCUUGUCCGUGGGCAAGGAGCAGCUGGGCCAGUUGGGCAAGGGCACGGCCGCGCAGAGCCCUAUCCCGGGCGUACCCGACGGGGCCCACGGUUCGCUGCUGCUGUUCGCGGACCCGCAAGUGCCAGCGGCUCUGACCAGGAACUUGUUGGAGGCGCUGGACGCGCGGUAUCCGAACGCCACGAAGUGCGGCGUGGUGGUGGCGCCAGGCAAGGCGCAGGCGGCCGCCGCGGCGCCUGAGCUUGAUUGGGAGCCAGCUAAGGACUCGGGGCGUCAGCUCCGGACCAGAGACCGCAGCGACGGCCACGGGUGGAUCAGGGGCGACCCGACAGUGGAUUCCACCGAUGAUGGGGCGGUCGUGGCGAUGGUCUCCGCAGAGUUCACCAGGAGGCCGUUCGGUGUGAAGCGGUAUUGCCCUUGCCUGGACGGCAAGGGUGCUAUGAUUCGUCAGGUGGGCCAGCAGAUUCUCGAGAUGCAGGAGAAGGGGCGCUACAAGGGGGAUGCCAUGGGCCAGUGCGCCGACAAGGGGGUCAAGCUGGGCAUGGUGGUGAGAAGCAUCAACGGCGAGGACAUGCGCUCCAGGCCUUUCGAGGACGUCAUGGACCUCCUCGGCGACCAGGGCAUCGCGGACCCCGACGCGAAGUCCGCGGCGACGUGGGGCGAGGGCGGGAAGCUGGCCAGGCAGCCGCUCCCGGAGGCGCCACUCCCCGUGUCCGUCGAGUUCGCGGCCGUGCGGGGUGGCGCGGGCUCGGGAGCGGCGCACAUGUCGCUCGAUGGGGAAGCGAAGAUGGACGUCGUCCUGGGGCUCGCCCUCCAGGGUGCCGCGAGCUCCUCGCUGGACCUCGUCGGCUGCCAGCCGCUGGGCCCUGCGCUGGAUGUCGCGAAGGCUGGCGCCAACACGGACGGCGGCUUCUCGGUCGACGUGGUGGUGGUGAACGGCAAGGCGAUGCCAGCGGCGAUGGCCCUGAAGGGCUAUGCCAAGGCGGCCGGCCUGUCCACCAUGCAGGGCGUCUGCGUGGGCAUGCGCCGGCCCCAGGUGGCAGACGGAGCCCCCGCGGCGGCGCAGUGGUCGGUGUAUCCGAUGGCCGGCGUCACCCCGCAGGGAGGCCUGGUGCUCAGGAGCGACAGAAUCGGGGAAACGUAA
Molecule: messenger RNA, 1425 nt
Organism: Prorocentrum cordatum
Lineage: Eukaryota; Dinophyceae; Prorocentrales; Prorocentraceae
Source: the annotation of a GenBank genome assembly